Molecule: messenger RNA, 2979 nt
Organism: Pangasianodon hypophthalmus (striped catfish)
Lineage: Eukaryota; Metazoa; Chordata; Actinopteri; Siluriformes; Pangasiidae
Product: ethanolamine-phosphate cytidylyltransferase
Exons: 13
Coding region: 194-1402 (402 amino acids)
Biological process (GO): phosphatidylethanolamine biosynthetic process
Cellular component (GO): cytoplasm
Molecular function (GO): ethanolamine-phosphate cytidylyltransferase activity
Source: RefSeq, a predicted model, not a curated record
AUCGUACGACUCCGUGUCCUCGUGACGUCAUUUCCCCGGCAAGAAGAGGAGGCGUUGCCCCUGUAAAUGCCGAAAACCCGGCUAUCCUGCCAAGAGGACGUACGAGCUGUUCACCUUGACACGGUAAAUACUUGAAUUUCGUCGUCAGUACCAGUAGGUUCGGAAUAGAGCGCAGAGAAAUUUCUAGACGGUGAUGAUGAUGAUGAAGAACGGCCAGCAUCAGGCGGGCAGAGCGGGCGAGGAGGCGGAGGGGAAGCCGGUGGCGCUCGCCUGCAGUCCUGAGAAGAGGAGACGGAUCGUGCGAGUGUGGUGUGACGGAUGCUACGACAUGGUCCAUUAUGGACACUCAAACCAGCUACGACAAGCCAAGGCUAUGGGGGAUUAUCUCAUUGUGGGAGUGCAUACUGAUGAAGAGAUCUCAAAGCACAAGGGCCCACCCGUCUUUACACAAGCCGAGAGGUACAAGAUGGUGCGUGCCAUCAAAUGGGUGGAUGACAUAGUGGAGGGUGCCCCCUAUGUUACCACUCUGGAGACUCUGGACAAGUACAACUGUGACUUCUGUGUACAUGGAGAUGACAUCACUCUGACAGUGGACGGAAAGGACACAUAUGAAGAGGUGAAAAAGUCGGGCAGAUACAGGCAAUGCAAUAGGACUCAGGGUGUGUCCACUACAGACCUGGUUGGCCGCAUGCUCCUGAUGACUAAAGCUCACCACAGCAACAUGGGAAGUUCAGAUUAUCAGCAACACACGGACAACUUUGGAAGGGGUCCAAAGGGUCACAGCCCCUGGACAGGGGUGUCUCAGUUUCUGCAGACGUCCCAAAAAAUCAUCCAGUUUGCCUCAGGGAAGGAGCCGCAGCUGGGGGACACCAUUAUAUAUGUGGCUGGAGCCUUUGACCUUUUCCAUAUUGGCCAUGUGGAUUUUUUGGAGGCAGUGUACAAGCUUUCAGACAAGCCAUAUGUUAUUGUGGGGUUACAUUUUGAUCAGGAGGUGAACCGCUACAAAGGAAAGAAUUAUCCCAUCAUGAACAUCCAUGAGAGAACUCUGAGCGUUCUGGCCUGUCGGUACGUCUCAGAGGUGGUAAUUGGAGCUCCAUACACAGUUUCAAAGGAUUUGCUGGACCAUUUUAAGGUGGAUCUGGUUUGUCAUGGAAAGACUGUAGUGUUUCCAGACAGAGAUGGCUCAGACCCCUAUGCUGUACCUAGGAGAAAAGGUAUACUACGGAUUGUGGAUAGUGGAAACACCCUCACUACUGAUGACAUUGUUCAGAGGAUAAUAAAAAACAGGCUGCUGUUUGAGGCCAGGAACCAGAAGAAGGAGGCGAAGGAGAUGGCAGUGAUCCAGGCCAUGAAGCAGCGGGAGGAGGACAAGGCUAAAGAGAGAUCUCAGGCUGUGCUGUAGAAAAGCUCAGUUUCAAGUGAAAACACUGACUCAAACCCCCCCCCCCCCAGCCCUCUUCGCAGUUCCACCUCCGACGUGUCCUUAUCCACUCUCCAUUACACUGGAGUAGUUCCUCUACUGUGUGUGUGUGUGUGUGUGUGUGUGCGAACCACCAGCAGCUGUGACAAAACUAAGUGUUAGCAAAACCUUUGUAAACUGCUUGUUUUGUUAGGAGUGUGUCAGGAAAUGUGUGUGGCUGAAAACCCUCCUCCGUAACAAGUGUGUGUAAAGAGAAUACUUACAUGCCGCUCUUAGCGCCACUCAUAACCCCCUGCUAGUUAACAGGACAGAUCAACACACUCAGCUAUGCCACAGUGACACACAACUAAACAAAUAUGAUUUUUAUAUAAAUGUCACAGAAAAUCCGUCUAACUUCCCUGACUUUAAUUUACGAGUAUUUCGAUAACAUUUAGCCAGACACUCAUAUUCAGAGAAACUGAAAGAGGACUGCUUUGUAGUCCUGAAAACAUCUUCACACUAGUACAGAUGCCAUUAAGAUAAAACCCUGUGAGAGAGGAGUUUGUACAGGUAUAAAAACAGAGUACAAGAUGAACUUAUUGUAUUUUUUAUUUUUUUUCAUUACACAAUCAUCUGAAUGUUCCCAUUGUAAAUCUCCUUGCUGCUUGUAGCCAUUCGUUAGUGUUAAAACUGUACAGAUGAUCUGAAAAUACAUUGUAUGAACACUAUAUGAAGCCCUGUUAGAAGGGAUUCUUACUGUUUUAAGGGUUUUUUUUAAAAUGAUGGCAGUCCUGCGUGAACAAUACAUGAGUUCUAGCAUUUGGGACAAUAUGGGUCAAGCUUGAUUCAUGGUAAUGAGACCAUCUCUUUAAUUGUAUGUAUAUCUGUUCAGGUCUAGGAGAGAGAAGGUGUGAGUGUGUGUGUGUGUGUGUGUGUGUGUGUGUGUGUGUGUGUGGGAAGACAUCAGGACUUUUGUGACCCUCACCGGCACUCCGGAUUUAGUGUUACCUCUUACGAGCUGGAUCUGUUGUCACACCACUUGCAGCAUAUCUGUCAUCAUAUUGUAAAUAUGUAUUUUAUAUAACAUGUACCUAAUAUAAUAGAGCUCUUUAUUUGUCUCAGAUUUAAAUAAGCUAAGCUGGCAGAAGUUUUUUUUUUUCUGCAUGAAUCACUGUAACAAAUUUAAGAUUAUUCGAAUACAGAAUUAAUGAUUGUUUAAUUCUGUCUCUUUUAAUGGCACUGACAUAAACCAGAAGAUAGAAGAUCAUGUCUCAGGAUGGCUUUGUUGUCCAUUUUUACCCUGUUAUUCUUAUUUAAAUACUUUAAUUUUUCUUUCCCACACAUUGCCUAUAUAGAUCUAAUCUAAGACACAAGAAUGCAUAAAGAAAAAGUGUCUCAGGGUCUUCUUUUUGAAGACAUUUAUAAUUAAUAAAUUAUAUAGAAGUGUGUCCCUGCUGUGGAUGAUGUAGCCUAUAAUAUUCUGCUAACUUGGGGCAUUUCCGAAACUAAUUUCAGGUGUAUUUAUGGAUUUUUUUCCCAAAUAAAUGAUUAAUGUAUGUGUUUCUGUUUCUCGAUCCUAA